This is a messenger RNA of Lathyrus sativus (Indian pea), 1200 nucleotides long. Lineage: Eukaryota; Viridiplantae; Streptophyta; Magnoliopsida; Fabales; Fabaceae. The record is from the annotation of a GenBank genome assembly.
AUGAAGCCGAGUCAUUCGUCAUCGACGGCUCUCCCCAACGAGCUUCUGGCAGAAAUAUUUUCCCUUCUCAGAGUGAAAUGUCUCAUGCGAUUCAAAUGCGUUAACAAAUCUUUCAAUUCUCUCAUCUCGGAUCCUUACUUCAUUCACAUGCAUCUCAACAAAUCACAACGAAACCCUAACCUCACACUAAUUUUGCAACAAAAUUACAAGUUUAGCGAUUGCAAUGUCACAACCUUUCCAAUAUCUGGUAUACUCGAUACUCCGUUAACGACGGUUCAAUUCGAUCAUUACUAUGACUUGAACGAGAAUAACUCUAGUUGGUGGAUUGUUGGUUCAUGCAAUGGAUUGCUCACUUUAAUUGAUACGAGUACUCCACCUUUUAAUUGCGAUUCGCGCAUCUGUUUCUGGAAUCCAGCCACUAGGGCAAAAACCGAAUACUUUUUACCAUCUUCGAAUAUUUCCUUUCAGUUCGCUUUUGGUUAUGAUACUUUAAAUGAAAUCUAUAAGGUGGUAGCAUUUCAUGUAGAGUUGGAUGUGAAACGUCGUAAAACAAAUAUGGUGAAGUUUUGUAAUGCAAGAAGCAUGGUGAAAGUUUUCAGCAUGGGGAAUGAUUCUUGGAGAAAUAUUCAAUCUUUUCCGGCGCUUCCGUUUUAUAGGUUUAAUAAUAAUAGUAUCAACAAUGGUGUGUAUUUGAGUGGUACUAUGAACUGGUUGGCUCUUCGCGAUUACUUUUGUUUCAAUUAUUUGUUUUGUUCGAACGAGGGUAGUAUUGAUCUUGACCAAUUUGUGAUUGUUUCACUUGAUCUCUCCACAGAGACAUAUACUCAAUUUUUGCUACCUCAGAGUUUUGAUAAGGUGCCACGUUUUCCACCCGCGCUUGUGGUUUUGAGGGAUUGUCUUUGUUUCUGUCAUGAUUUUGAGGAAACUUGUUUUGUUAUAUGGCAGAUGAAGGAUUUUGGAGUUCAAGAGUCUUGGAUUCAGUUAUUUAAAAUUAGUUAUACUUAUUUCUUUAAAUGGUUGGAUUUGUUGCCGUUGUAUCUUUCUGAAAAUGGUGAUACAUUGAUAUUGGCAAAUGAUGAGUACGACGAGGCAUUUAUCUAUCACCACAAAAACAAUAGAGUAGAGAAAAUUGAAACUACUGACGAUAUACUGUGGUCACAGAGCAAGAAUUACAUUGAAAGUUUGGUUUCAACUAGUUAA